Messenger RNA from Hyaloscypha bicolor E, 1229 nucleotides. RefSeq lists its product as uncharacterized. Lineage: Eukaryota; Fungi; Ascomycota; Leotiomycetes; Helotiales; Hyaloscyphaceae. The transcript has 3 exons. The record is from RefSeq and is a predicted model, not a curated record. Bases 119 to 1066 code for a protein of 315 amino acids.
UGUGCAAGGACAAUCGGGCCAUUGUUCGAACUGCUCUCGAGACGUUGAAAAAUGCUGACUCUCUGAAAUUCUAGGCCCGAUCGAAGAAGAUAAUUCGAACCGUCUUCAGCUUGAAGUGAUGGAUAAGCAAUGGGAGACAGCAAUGCUUAAAUAUAGAAAACGGGAUCUGAUUUGUGUUGGAAGAGACGGCAACGACGAAGAGAUUAUUCACCGAUUCCGCCCAGAAGAUGAGAUGUUGCAAGGAUGCUCCAGUUCUGACUGCGACCCCGAACUUGAAUUGAUGACGGAUUUCAACCUCUACUUCCUGUCGUUGAUUUGUACCAGUGCCAGUUGGGACAAUAGCGAGGCUUUUAGGGCUGCUGAGUGGUUCGUCAGCCGAUCUCUCCUGACUGAUAGAGAGGAAACAUUCCGCUGCCUUGUAGCUCAUCCAUGGUAUCAAGGAAUGGAGAAAGCAGUUCAGCUACGGAUCAAACAAGAGUUGGUCUUCUUCUUUGAUAGGCGCUUCACAUAUCAGAUGGGUCAGCUCUUCAAGAUCGAUCUCUCCAUCCACGGCACUCUUCUCCGACUCGGAUGCAAUAGUACAUUCCGCGAAGAAGAUUCGAUUGACUGUGGAGGUGUAGACGAGACGAGUAUUGCAGAAGACAAUGCAGAGCUUUGGGCAGGCAUGAAGAUUGAAUUUAUUCAACGAACAGAGGGAGCAAUGGGCGUAAAAUUGUCUGACCCAGUGCCUCCCAAGAGAAACGAGCGAGUUUCAGAAACCCAAGAGUCUGAGUACAAUGUCAAUUUGCAGCGAGCCUUGACACCGAAGCCGACUACUCAUAGAGCCAACCGAGUCACUCAAUCUGAAAUAUCGGAGUACACGAGACUUACGAAGAAGACCUUGGGUCCCGAGGUUUUGGCCGAGGUGACUGAGUGCACUGUUUCUGAAGGUCCGAGAACCCCUGGCUAUGAAGCCGAUACAUCUGACACGGAGGUUGAUGCCUAUGGACAGAGCAACGGUGGUAGCUCCCCAAUGGAUAGUGAGGUGAUGAACACGAGCAGAAUGGAGGAUGUAUCAUUGGAGUGAGCAUUGACUUUCGAACAUGUUCCUUGUUUUGCCGACACAUGGAAGCAAACUGAGCUCCUCUUGUUCUUAUUACCCAUGUUUUCCACAUUAUGCGUUAGCUGGAGCUCCGAAGCAAAAGGGGUUCCUCCUGUUCUUAUGAUAUGGUCUACUUAUUGGUAUGUAU